Messenger RNA from Condylura cristata (star-nosed mole), 4208 nucleotides. It is a transcript of the gene FUT8, whose product is annotated as fucosyltransferase 8 (alpha (1,6) fucosyltransferase). The record is from RefSeq and is a predicted model, not a curated record. Gene Ontology annotation, cellular component: Golgi cisterna membrane. Gene Ontology annotation, biological process: protein N-linked glycosylation. Lineage: Eukaryota; Metazoa; Chordata; Mammalia; Eulipotyphla; Talpidae. Bases 823 to 2550 code for a protein of 575 amino acids. Gene Ontology annotation, molecular function: glycoprotein 6-alpha-L-fucosyltransferase activity; protein binding. The transcript is spliced from 11 exons.
UUCGCGCGCGCACGCUUUCGCGAGCCCCGGCUUCCCCGCCUGCGCUUGUUGUCAGAGCCGCUCCGGCGCGUGCGCGCGUUAUCUCCGGCGGACCCGAGUAGCCGGGUUCCCCCAGCUCCAGGCCCCCGCCCCUGCCGCCCUCUCCCACCCCCCAGGCUCCCACCCCCUUCCUCUCCUCGCGGUAUGGGGCUGGCGCUGUUCGGGGUCGCGCGCCCUGGCCCCGGCUCGCGCUCGGUCUCGCGCUGUCAGCUACUGCCCGGCUCGCGCCGCCUCGCGCUCUCCCUCAGUCAGUGGCGCCGAAGGCUCCGUUAAGCGGCGGCGGUGGUUCCUGUUUCCGUUUCUUCCUCUCCCUUCACUCGGGAGUAGCAUCCUCCACUCAGUCACCCCUCCCACUCCCCCAACGCGGGGCAGCUGCGGCUGAGGGCUGUGGCGGCGGCGACGGAGGCGGCUCCGGGAACCGGGGAUAGCGGAGAUCGCCUCUGCUCGCGCCUCGGGCUACUGCUUUUGCUAAGAGGACACACAUGACUUUGAUAUUGUCUUCAUUCAAGAUAAAGUGCUGUGUUAUCUUUAUUGAUUAACUGAAGAAAUUCAGCAUGUAGCGUCCAUGCAGCACAGGACUAUAAAGCUUCCUAUACAAACCACCAGGAGGAGCUCUUUGAAAGAUUCACCAACGGACCACCACAGAGACUAAUUUGUCUGAAGAAUCAUGUGCUGAAGCAACAGAAAGCUACUAUACGAUCUUUGCACUACCUAGAAACAAAUUACCAUGUUUUCAAUUCUUUGAGCUCCAGGAAAUCAGGAGAGUGAAUUGAAAAUUUGAAAAUGCGGCCAUGGACUGGCUCCUGGCGUUGGAUUAUGCUCAUUCUUUUUGCCUGGGGGACCUUGCUGUUUUAUAUAGGUGGUCACUUAGUACGAGAUAAUGACCACCCUGAUCACUCUAGCAGAGAACUGUCCAAGAUUCUGGCAAAGCUUGAACGUUUAAAACAGCAAAAUGAAGACUUGAGGCGAAUGGCCGAAUCUCUCCGGAUACCAGAAGGCCCCAUUGAUCAGGGGCCAGCUUCAGGAAGGGUUCGUGCUUUAGAAGAGCAGCUUGUGAAGGCCAAAGAACAGAUUGAAAAUUAUAAGAAACAAACUAAAAAUGGUCUAGGAAAGGAUCAUGAAAUCCUAAGGAGAAGGAUUGAAAAUGGAGCUAAAGAGCUUUGGUUUUUUCUACAAAGUGAAUUGAAGAAAUUAAAGAAUUUAGAAGGAAAUGAACUCCAAAGACAUGCAGAUGAAUUUCUGUCAGAUUUGGGACAUCAUGAAAGGUCUAUAAUGACGGAUCUAUACUACCUCAGUCAAACAGAUGGAGCUGGUGAUUGGCGAGAAAAAGAAGCCAAAGAUCUGACAGAGUUGGUCCAACGAAGAAUAACUUAUCUUCAGAAUCCCAAGGACUGCAGCAAAGCCAAGAAGUUAGUGUGUAAUAUAAACAAAGGCUGUGGCUAUGGUUGUCAGCUCCAUCAUGUAGUCUACUGCUUCAUGAUUGCAUAUGGCACCCAACGAACACUCAUCUUGGAAUCUCAGAAUUGGCGCUAUGCUACUGGUGGAUGGGAAACUGUUUUUAGACCUGUAAGUGAGACCUGCACAGACAGAUCUGGCAUCUCCACUGGACACUGGUCAGGUGAAGUUAAGGACAAAAAUGUUCAGGUGGUCGAGCUCCCCAUUGUAGACAGCCUUCAUCCUCGUCCUCCAUAUUUACCCCUGGCUGUACCAGAAGACCUUGCAGAUCGACUUGUACGAGUCCAUGGCGAUCCUGCAGUGUGGUGGGUGUCCCAGUUUGUCAAAUACUUGAUCCGCCCACAACCAUGGCUGGAAAAAGAAAUAGAGGAGGCCACCAAGAAACUUGGCUUCAAACAUCCAGUUAUUGGAGUCCAUGUCAGACGUACAGACAAAGUGGGAACAGAAGCCGCCUUCCAUCCCAUUGAGGAAUAUAUGGUACACGUUGAAGAACAUUUUCAGCUUCUCGCUCGGAGAAUGCAAGUGGACAAAAAAAGAGUAUAUUUGGCUACAGAUGACCCUUCUUUAUUAAAGGAGGCAAAAACAAAGUACCCCAAUUACGAAUUUAUUAGUGAUAACUCAAUCUCUUGGUCAGCUGGACUACACAAUCGAUACACAGAAAAUUCACUUCGGGGUGUGAUCUUGGAUAUACACUUUCUCUCACAGGCAGACUUCCUAGUGUGUACUUUUUCAUCCCAGGUCUGUCGAGUAGCUUAUGAAAUCAUGCAAACACUGCAUCCUGAUGCCUCUGCAAACUUCCAUUCUUUGGAUGACAUCUACUAUUUUGGGGGACAAAAUGCCCACAACCAAAUUGCCAUUUAUCCUCACCAACCUCGAACUGCAGAUGAAAUCCCCAUGGAACCUGGAGAUAUCAUUGGUGUGGCUGGAAAUCAUUGGGAUGGCUAUUCUAAAGGUGUCAACAGAAAACUGGGACGGACUGGCCUAUACCCUUCUUACAAAGUACGAGAGAAGAUAGAAACAGUCAAGUACCCCACAUAUCCGGAGGCUGAGAAAUAAAACUGAGAUGGAUGAAAUGGACAACCAAACUCAUUUUAAACCACUUGAGCCAAACAGUAGAUGAAGUAGGACAUGGUUAAAUGAGUAGACACCCUUAGCACAAGGACAGCUGGGAACUGAUGGAUGCUUUGUCGGUGGAAUUCCUCUUUAACAAGGGCUACAGUGCCCACAAACCCAUGCACAGUUUAAUAAUGUACUCACAUACAACAUGCAAACAGGUUGUUUUCUGUUUGUCCCUUCUUUCAAGAUUAUCCCCAUGAAACAAACACUGCCACAUUAUGGAAUUUAAGUGACACGGACAUUUUGUGUGAGACUUAAAACAUGGUGCCUAUACCCGAAAGACCUAUGUGACCUAAUGAGGAGACCCGACCUCCCGACUAUAGGGAGGUAGAUUCUUAGCCGGUGGUGGUAUUGUAACCACUGAAUUUACUCCAAUCAACAGAUUCAGAAUGAGAAUGGAUGUUUUUGUCUGGAUUUUUUUUUUAAGUAAUUGCAUCAGUUCAUCCACUUCAUCAUUAAUAAGUGAAGGAUACAUCCAAAAUAAAAUAUUCACACUCCAUUAGGAACUUUUGUAAAACAAUGCCAUGAAAAAAAAUUCUUUAGUACUCAAUGUUUCUGGACAUUCUCUUUGAUAACAAAAAAUAAAUUUUAAAAAGAGGAAUUUUGUAAAGUUUCUAGAAUUUGACAUCAUUGGAUGAUGUAGUAGUCAGGUUUAUUGUGGAAAAAGCUAUGAUAAAAAAGGAGUUUUAAUGCUUUACUUUUUUUCUUUGUUUCUGAGUGACUAAUAGGUCAUAUCUCAGUCAUUGGUUCAUUUUAAUAUUGAUAGCUUAAUGUAGUUGGUGCACUUUACAAAGUUGCAAAGAACAUCCUGGGAGCUUUUCUUCUCUUAUUUUGGAUUCAGUUUAUUUGUUACAAUUGAAUUAAAAUAUACUCCUUUCCCCCAAAGAAACUAUCAUCUCCAUUUUAAAACUAACAAUUUAAAGCUUAUUGGCAACCUUAUAUGUUGUGACUGUUUUCACUUCUGGUGAUUUGGAUCCUGAUACCCAGGAACCAAUUUGUGUCCUUUGCAGUCAUCAUCUGCUUUUGAGAGUGCCCGUAACUUUUAUGGUUAAAUUUGUCUCUGUUUCUGAAGUACAUGUCUCACAUAGAAUUGGGGAACAACAUAGACAAAUCAGUGUGUGAAUGGACUUGGGAUUAUAGCUUCCAAAUACUCUUAGUAAUUCUAUUGUUAGAACCACUUCAAACAUUGAUGCUCUUUCUCUGAACAUCACUUCUCCUUAUAAAAACACUUCAUAUUAUCUGUAGCUUGCUUCCUCUAGAUGCCUGGCAAGAGUAUUUCAAAGCAUGUAUUCUGCCUUCUAAAAGAAAAGUUUGAUCCAUGUAGGAAUCAGUAGCAGUCCUGGUGUUGCAUAUCAGGAACCCAGACAGAAAAGCUGUCCUUCCUGUUCUCACUAAAUGCAAAUACCUGUAUGCAAAAGCUCCCCAGCAAACUUAUUUUUGUCUGCUAGUCCAGUCUCCAAAAGAGCAAAACUUAAUUACCUAUAGUGUGGAUAAGCAAUUUACAAUUUAGUUUUGGCACACAAAUAAAAGUAAUUUAAACAAAUCUCCAACUGAACAGACGUACUUUUGAAUGAGUAUUUUCCAACUCCUAUCUCAUU